GUCAAUGAUGCAGACUCGGACAUCAUUUGUCUUCCUCUUAGUGUUUUGAUUUCUUGGUUGAUAUAAGCUUCUAUUUUCAAUACUUGCUCCGUACUGGUAACGCGUUAGCCAAAAGAAACUUCUGCUUCUUUUUUAUAUUCUAUGUUUCAGCACAGCUGGAACAAACUAGAAACUCUGAUGGACUGCAGUUCUAUAGAACUGAAGGUUAUCUCCUGUAAGGAUCUCAGAGCCUUCAAUUUCUUCCAAAAGCUUUCGGUAUAUGCAGACGUCUCCAUCUUCAAUGAUGAACUGAAGAAAGAGCAGCAACAGCAAGAACACCUACAGCAGCGCCAGAAAACGCCAGUUGACAGAGAUGGAGAUGGGAACCCCGAGUGGAAUCAUACGGUGAGCUUUGAUACGCAAGUUAUGUCAUCACUUGAUGAUCAGUGGGAUCACUGGUUUAUCAAGUUCGACAUGCGCAAUGAUGGUGCAGUUUUGGGAAAGAGCCUUGGCAAAGUGCAGGUACCCUUGAAGGAAUUGAUUGAGGAGUUCAAUGGGGCAGUCAGGUUUAUGAGUUAUCAAGUGAAGACUAAUGAUGGUAAGUCUAAUGGGGUCUUGGAUUUUUCAUACCAGGUAAUUGGGAAGAAGAUCGGUCAUGGAAUUCAUGAUUCCUUAUUAUCUGAAAAAACCAAUGUUUCUGAUCCUAGUGAUAAAGUUGAGGUUCAAUCUCUUUACCCUACUAUAGAAGUAGAAUCCCUGUCCCGGGAUCUGUUCUAUCCUUCACUAACUGAAAUUUCCAGUCCUGUACCUAAAAUUCCAGUCCCUACUCCAAUCCUUAACACUCAAUUUUCGCUACCUUCUCACCAUCAUCAUCACCAUCCAUGUCAAACAUUCUCGCCAUUUCUUCUACCUCCCAGUAUGUACUGGAAUCCAUCAGAGUUCACAAAUCAUGGUUGCAAUUUCUGUGGCAACCCUGCAGGGUUAGGAAAAGUUGGGAUGGUGGAUUACAAGGGUCCGUGGAGGACUAAUUAUCCAGGCAAUAGAAGUGGUCUUCUUCAAGCUCCAGAUCCGGAAAGGACUACCAAUGGCAGAUGCUACUGAGCUUUGCUCGGCUGGGUUGUAUUAUUGUAUUAGCACUUCAUGGUUAGACAACCAUGUAACAUGUGCUACAUCUUCAUAGUUCAUACUCCUAUAACAUGUCUGGUUUCUUGUGCUACAUUAUAAGUUCGCAUACCAAUCAUGUUGCUUUAAUCCCUUCUUUAAUUCAUUUUGAGGUUUUGGAGGCUGGGUUUGUAAAUACUGGAAGUCCUUGAAUUUGGAUGAUUUGAAGUUUAUUGUGUU
Molecule: messenger RNA, 1320 nt
Organism: Argentina anserina (silverweed cinquefoil)
Lineage: Eukaryota; Viridiplantae; Streptophyta; Magnoliopsida; Rosales; Rosaceae
Exons: 1
Coding region: 142-1080 (312 amino acids)
Biological process (GO): defense response
Source: RefSeq, a predicted model, not a curated record